CAAGCUCUGUGUUUCCUCUCUCAUCCAAUUCAUUCUCCUGUUACAUCGAGACGUCUAGCCCACAUCUCGAGUAAUCUACAUUUCGUUUCAUUGCAUAGUGUCACUCCCAGCCAGAGUCUACUAUCAAGUUAAUCCUCCCUUCUUUCUACGCCAUCUCAUAUUCUAUCGACUCUAGCCAAGUCAACUGAAUAUCGACUCGAUUCCCGACUAUCGUUCUACCUUCAUAUCAGCUUAAUAUCUCCACAACUACACUACACUGCAAGCCAGUUUGAUCCCAGCAAGAUGUCGAACGUCCUUCUUUUCGGCGAUCAGACCGCCGAGCAGUACCCUCUGCUUCGCAAGGUGGUUCUGAGAACCAAAAAUGCCCUUGUUCUCAACUUCCUCGAGCGCACCGUUGUUGCCCUGCGCGGAGAAAUCGCCCAACUCUCCCGCCCUCAACGUGAUGCCAUCCCGGAUUUCAUGACUCUCAACAACUUGGUCGACCUGUACUACGAGAAGGGGCUGAAGCUUCCUCACCUCGAGAGCUGCAUGGUCACUAUCGCUCAGCUUGGUCACUACAUCGGAUAUUUCUCCGAGAACACCAACGAGCUACCUCCUGCUGCUAACACUCGCAUUCUCGCUCUCUGCACCGGAUCGCUCGCCGCUGCUGCAGUCGCUUCUGCAAGAACUCUCGAUGAGCUCGUCACUCUUGGUGUUGAGACCGUCCGCAUCGCCUUCCGCACCGGUGUCCGCGUCAACAACGCCAGAUCUGCUCUUGGACAAGAUCUCAUGUCGAAGGAGAGCUGGUCUACUAUUGUCACCGGUAUCAAUGAGCAGUCUGCAAAGGAGGCUCUCACUGCUUUCCACGAGGCUGCCGGUAUUCCAACCACCAGCCAUGCCUACAUCAGCGCUGUCAGCACAAUGGCCAUUACUAUCAGUGGUCCUCCCACCACUACUAAGCGCUUUUUCGAGGAAUCCGAGGCUGUUCGCAAGAACAACCGCGUCAAGAUUCCCGUCUACGCUCCUUACCACGCUGAGCACCUCUACAGCAGUGCUGAUAUCGAGGCCAUCAUCGGAGAGGAGUCUGCCAAGUUCCUUCAGGCUUACCAGCCUCGCUCUCUGGUUCACUCCGGCUCGUCUGGCAUGUGCCAUGUCGCCGAGAACACCUACGAGCUCUUCAAGCUUUCCUUGAACGACAUGCUCAGAGCUCCUGUUUCUUGGAACAGUCUCCUUGAGGAGAGUGUUUCUCAGAUCACUGCCAACACCAACGCUUCUGCCAAGGUCUUCUGCAUUGGUGUCAGCAACGUUUCCAACAGCCUUGUCUCCGCCAUCAAGGCUGGUGGUCAGUCCUCGGUUUCUCUCGUCGACCACUCCGCCUGGGAGUCUGCCGUUACUGAUGCCACUCACGGUCGCACUCAGAACGACAAGAUUGCCAUCGUUGGUAUGUCCGGUCGCUUCCCCAGUGCUGCCAGCACUGAGGCUUUGUGGGAACUCCUCGAGAAGGGUCUUGAUGUUCACCGCAAGAUCCCCUCCGACCGUUUCGAUGCCGAUGCUCACUGCGAUCCCUCUGGCAAGGGAAAGAACAAAUCGCACACGCCUUUCGGUUGUUUCAUCGACGAGCCUGGUCUUUUCGACCCUCGCUUCUUCAACAUGUCUCCUCGUGAAGCUGCUCAGACUGACCCUAUGGGUCGCCUGGCUCUCGUUACCGCCUACGAGGCUCUGGAGCAAUCCGGUUACGUCCCUAACCGCACUCCUUCCACCAAGCUUCACCGCAUUGGUACAUUCUACGGUCAGACCUCCGAUGAUUGGCGUGAGAUCAACGCCUCCGAGAACGUCGACACCUACUUCAUUACUGGUGGUGUCCGUGCUUUCGCACCUGGUCGUAUUAACUACUACUUCAAGUUCAGCGGUCCUUCGUACUCGAUCGACACUGCUUGCUCGUCGUCUUUGGCUGCUAUCCAGCUUGCCUGCACUUCGCUGUGGGCUGGUGACUGCGACACCGCUUGUGCUGGUGGUCUGAACGUCCUUACCAACCCCGACAUUUUCUCUGGUCUUUCCAAGGGUCAAUUCUUGUCGAAGACUGGUUCUUGCAAGACCUACGACAACGCUGCUGACGGUUACUGCCGUGGUGAUGGUGUUGGUACCGUUGUCCUCAAGAGAUACGAGGAUGCUCUCAACGACAAGGACAACAUCCUUGGAUGCAUCCUUGGUGCUGCUACCAACCACUCUGCCGAGGCUGUCUCAAUCACUCACCCUCACGCCGGUGCUCAGGAAUUCCUUUACAAGAAGGUUCUCGCCAACGCCGGUGUUGAUGCCCACGAGAUCAGCUACGUUGAGAUGCACGGUACUGGUACCCAGGCUGGUGACGGUAUUGAGAUGACUUCGGUCACCAACGUCUUUGCCCCUCGUCACCGCCAGCGCAAGCCUGAGCAGAAGCUCCACCUCGGUGCUAUCAAGGCCAACAUUGGUCACGGUGAGGCCGCUUCCGGUAUCAACUCCCUCUGCAAGGUCUUGAUGAUGAUGAAGAAGAACGCCAUCCCUGCCAACGUUGGUAUCAAGGGCGAGAUCAACAAGACCUUCCCCAAGGACUUGAAGGACCGCAACGUCAACAUUCCCCAGCAGAACACGCCCUUCCCUCGCAACGGUGCCGAGAAGCGCAAGAUCUUCCUCAACAACUUCUCCGCCGCCGGUGGUAACACCGCUAUCCUCCUCGAGGAUGGUCCUCUUCGUGAGGCUCCCAAGGCUGUUGACCCUAGAGGCACUCUCCCUGUUACCGUCACCGCUCGCUCGAUCGCAGCUCUGAAGAGUAACAUCCUUCGUCUUCAGGGCUACCUUUCUGAGAACCCAGACACUACUCUUGCCGACCUGUCUUACACCUCAACUGCCCGUCGCAUUCAGCAUAACUACCGCAUCGCCUUCCCCAUUGGCGACAUCGCUAAGGUCAGCGACGCCCUUCAGGCUCAGACUAAGGAGACUUACAGCCCUGUUCCCAUGGUCCCUACCAAGACUGCCUUCUGUUUCACCGGUCAGGGCUCGCAGUACACUGCCCUUGGUCAAAAGCUCUACCAAGACCUCAAGCCUUUCCGUGAUGACAUCAACCAACUCGACAACAUGGCCACCAUCCAAGGCCUUCCCUCGUUCAUCGAGUUACUCGACGGCACUGAUGUCGCCACCUUGUCUCCCGUCAAGGUUCAAUUGGGUAUGGCCUGUAUCCAGGUUGCUCUUGCACGCAUGUGGGCAUCCUGGGGUAUUACUCCCACUGCUGUCAUUGGCCACAGUUUGGGUGAAUACGCUGCUCUUCACGUCGCUGGUGUCAUUUCUGCCAGCGACAUGAUCAUGCUCGUCGGUCGCCGUGCUGAGCUCCUUGUCAAGGAUUGCACUCCUCACACGCACGGUAUGCUCGCCGUCAAGGGUGGUGCUGAGGCUAUCCGUGGUGUCCUUGGCUCCAAGAUGACCGAGAUUGCCUGCAUCAACGGACCCGAGGAGACUGUUCUCUGCGGUAGCGGUGAGGUUGUUGGUGCUGCCAACGACGCUCUCUCCGCCCGUGGGUUCAAGGCUACUAAGCUCAAUGUCCCCUUCGCUUUCCACUCUGCCCAGGUUGACCCCAUCCUCGAGUCUUUCAAGAAGGUUGCUUCUUCUGUCACCUUCAACAAGCCUGCUGUCCCUGUUCUUUCUCCUCUCUCCGGUGACGUGAUCCGUGAGGCCGGCGUCAUUGGCCCUGACUACCUCGCUAGACACGCUAGAGAGACUGUCAACUUCUGGACUGCUCUUACCAGCGGCCAGAAGGAGAAGAUUUUCGACGAGAAGACCGCUUGGCUCGAGGUCGGUGCCCACCCUGUCUGCUCUGGCAUGGUCAAGGCUUCGGUCAGUGCCACCACCACCGCUCCGUCGCUCCGCCGUAACGAGGACCCCUGGAAGACCAUCGCCACCAGUGUUUGCACUCUGUUCAACGCCGGUGUUCAAAUCAACUUCGAUGAGUACCACCGCGAGUUCAACGAUGCUCAGUCGCUUCUUCCUCUACCCACCUAUGCCUUUGACAACAAGAAGUACUGGCUCGACUACCACAACAACUGGACUUUGACCAAGGGUGAAGUUCGUGAGGUUCAGAAGACCAUCGAGGCUGCUCCUGUCGCAGCUCCUGUUGCCGAGAAGCCUGCCAAGCGUCUCUCUACCUCUUGCCAGAAGGUUGUCUUCGAAGAAUUCGAGGCCAACUCUGGUACCGUUAUCAUCCAGUCGAACGUCGCCGAGCCCAAGCUGUUCCAGGCUGUCAUUGGUCACCAGGUCAACGACACUGCCCUCUGUCCUUCGUCUCUGUACGCUGAUAUGGCAUUGACUGUGUCUGACUACCUUUACAAGCAGCUCAGACCGUCUGCUCCUAAGAUUGGCAUGAACGUCUGCGACAUGGAGGUCCCCAAGCCCUUCAUCGCAAAGAUGGAGCAGCCCGCCGAGGGCCAACACAUCCAGCUUGAGGCCAAGGCUGAUCUCGAUGAGGGUGUUGCCCACCUCAAGUUCCGAAGCGUUACUCCCGAUGGCAAGCUCAUCCAGGACCACGCUCACUGUCUGGUCAAAUUCGAGGACAUCAGCUCCUGGACCGAGGACUGGGAGCGCAUCAACUUCAUGGUUAAGUCCCAGGUCGAUCUUCUCAAGGCCAAGACCAAGACUCAAGAAGCCCACGUCAUGCAGCGCGGUAUGGCCUACAAGCUGUUCAAGUGCUUCGUUAACUACAACGAGAAGUACCGCGGUAUGGAGGAGGUCAUCGUUAACAGCCAGACCACAGAGGCUACUGCCUCGAUCAAGUUCCAGAACGGCCCUGCCGAUGGUGACUGGUACCAAGCACCUUACCAGAUUGACAGCAUGUGCCACAUCUCUGGUUUCAUCGUCAACGCUACUGACCUGAUUGAUUCUGACAACAACGUAUGCAUCUCUCAUGGCUGGGGCUCGAUGAGAAUCGCCAAGCAGAUGACCCCUGAGGGCAACUACCGCUCUUAUGUCCGCAUGCUCCCCAAGCCUGGUAAUGUGUACCAGGGUGAUGUCUACAUUAUGGAGGGAGAUGAGAUCGUCGCUGUCUGUGGUGGUCUCAAGUUCCAGCAGAUCCCCCGCCGCGUCCUUAACGUCUUCCUGCCUCCUCAGAAGGCCGGUGCACCCGCUAAGGCUGCUGCUCCUGCCGCUGCUGCCCAUGCUCCUAAGGCUAUCGCCGCUCCUAAGGCUUCCGCUCCCAAGGCUCAGGCUCCCAAGCCUGUUGUCAAGGCUGCUAAAGCUCCCAAGAAGGCUGCCGCCAAGAAGCCCCAGGGCGCAACCAUCACUUCCCGUGUCAUGCAGAUCAUCGCUACCGAGACUGAUGUUGAGCAAUCUGAGCUCGUCGAGGAGGCUGCUUUCGAGAACCUCGGUGUUGACUCCCUCAUGUCCUUGACCAUCUCUGCCAAGUUCAGAGAGGACCUUGACAUGGAGAUCAGCUCCACUCUCUUCACCGAUUACCCCACCGUUGGUGAGAUGAAGAAGCACUUCUCUCAGUACGACGGCAAUGUUGGCCCUGUUGAGGAUGACUCCGAGGACGAGUCCGAACCUUCGGACAUUGCCACUCCCUACGAGGACGACCUCAGCACUCCCGCCAGCUCUGCCCCAAGCACUGCCCCUAGUGAUGCCGGCAAGCCUGAUAUCGACUCUCCCUCUCGCGAGAUCCCUGACUCCGAGGUUGGUGAGGUCAGUCUGGCCCGCCACAUCAUCGUCCAGGAGAUGGGUAUCGACAGCUCUGAACUUACCGACGAAGCAGACCUUUCUGAGCUUGGUAUGGACUCUUUGAUGAGCUUGACCAUCCUCAGUGAGCUCCGUGAGAAGACCGGUGUCGAUCUUCCCUCGACCUUCCUUUCCACCAACUCUACCAUUUUGGACAUUGAGAACGCUCUCGGUAUGCGCCCUAAGCCCAAGGCUAAGGCUGCUUCUGCCCCCAAAGCCGCAAAGCAGACCUCGCCUCAACUUGACAAAGUCAACGCCAAGCUUACCGAUCUGUCCAAGUUCCCCGCCGCAACCUCAGUCCUUCUCCAGGGCAAUGCUAAGAUUGCCACCAAGAAGAUCUUCUUCUUGCCCGAUGGCUCCGGCUCUGCUACCUCCUAUGUCAGCAUUCCCAACAUCGGUCCCGACACCGCCGCCUUCGGACUCAACUGCCCCUUCAUGAAGAACCCUACCGAGUGGACUUGUGGUAUUGAGACUGUGUCGCUCCUCUAUCUCGCUGAGAUCAAGAGACGCCAGCCCCAGGGCCCUUACAUCAUCGGUGGAUGGUCUGCUGGUGGUGUCAUCGCUUAUGCUGUCGCCCAGGCUCUGCUGGCCAAUGGUGAAGAAGUCGACCGCCUCCUUCUCCUCGACUCCCCCUGCCCCGUCAACCUUGCACCUCUCCCUCAGCGUCUCCACGUCUUCUUCAACGAGAUCGGUCUCCUCGGUACUGGUGACCCAUCCAAGACUCCCAAGUGGCUGCUUCCUCACUUCACUGCCGCCAUUCGUUCGCUCUCAGACUACGAGCCCCAGCCUUCGCUGAAGCCCAUCAAGACUUACGCUAUCUGGUGCCGUGAUGGUGUUGCCGGUAACCCCGGUGACCCUCGCCCUCCCCCGGCUGAGGAAGAGGACCCUGCACCCAUGACCUGGUUGUUGAACCACCGCACUGACUUCACUGACAACGGCUGGGCACAACUCUGUGGCAACAACAUGAAGUACGGUGUCAUGGGCGGCAACCACUUCACCAUGAUGAAGGAGCCCCACGCUCAAGAACUUGGCAAGCUCAUCCAAGAAGGUCUUCAGAUCUAAACAACACGAAAACUAUUAAAAAGAAGCGGCGGAAGGGUGCUCAGGCUCGGAUGCUGAGAGGCGAUGGUCGCCUUGGGCUGAGGUCGAUUGCGGCUCCCACACCCUAACCUGAGAUGAGGAGGAUAUGAUCAUUGGGUAACUGGCAUUGUCUUUGCUUGGGCUGAGUUAAAGCCU
Aureobasidium pullulans EXF-150 is the source of this 6948-nucleotide messenger RNA. RefSeq names its product polyketide synthase. The transcript has a single exon. NCBI's taxonomy places the organism in Eukaryota, Fungi, Ascomycota, Dothideomycetes, Dothideales, Saccotheciaceae. Bases 283 to 6774 code for a protein of 2163 amino acids. Gene Ontology annotation, biological process: secondary metabolite biosynthetic process; fatty acid biosynthetic process. The record is from RefSeq and is a predicted model, not a curated record. Gene Ontology annotation, molecular function: 3-oxoacyl-[acyl-carrier-protein] synthase activity; fatty acid synthase activity; phosphopantetheine binding.